UCCCAGUAACUCGAUGGGUCGGACUCCUCCUCGACAGCCCGGCAGCCGCAGCAGUCCGCUGACCUCGCCCACCAACUGCUCCCACGGAGGACUCUCCCCCAGCAUGCUGGAGUACGACAGCGAGAACCUGAACUCAGAGGAGAUCUACAGCUCCCUGCGCGGCGUCACCGAGGCCAUCCAGAACUUCAGCUUCCGCAGCCAAGAGGACCUGAUGGAGCCGCUGAGGAGGGACGGCAAGAGGGACGGCACGUCCGGGGUCGGGUCGUCCUCGGACUCCGACCCGGUGGAGGGCGGACGCACGGCUCUGGACAACAAGACGUCUCUGCUGAACACUCCCUCGCCUCGAUCCUUUGCCGGCCCGCGUUUCCGUGACUACAAUCCAUACAACUACACGGACGGCAUCAGCACGCUGGACAAAGCCGCCCUGAAGGAGGCGCUGUACGAGGACGCCGUGGAGCAGCUGCGAGAUG
Molecule: messenger RNA, 470 nt
Organism: Paralichthys olivaceus (Japanese flounder)
Lineage: Eukaryota; Metazoa; Chordata; Actinopteri; Pleuronectiformes; Paralichthyidae
Source: RefSeq, a predicted model, not a curated record